Molecule: messenger RNA, 1308 nt
Organism: Acanthosepion pharaonis
Lineage: Eukaryota; Metazoa; Mollusca; Cephalopoda; Sepiida; Sepiidae
Source: the annotation of a GenBank genome assembly
AUGUUAUCUUUCUUUCUUUUUCCUUUCUUCUUGAUUGACUACUUUUAUUUUUGCUUUGCCUCCUCUUCAUCUUUUUCAAUCUUACCUUGUCUAUUUUUUAUUUUUUUACUUUUAACCAUUACUUUGUUUUCUUACUUGACCAACUCUUUUUCUUUGCUUUUAUUCUCUUCUCUUUAUCCGUUACUUUUCAAACUUCUUUCUUUUUCACAUUAUCUCUUUUUCCUCCUUCUUCACCCACUCUUUUUUCCUUUUUCUUUUCUCUCUCUUUACUUCUCAAGCUUAUUUCUUCUUUCUUUCUUUCUUUUUUCUUUCUUUUUUCUUUUUCACAUUAUCUCUUUUUCCUCCUUCUUCACCCACUCUUUUUUCCUUUUUCUUUUCUCUCUCUUUACUUCUCAAGCUUAUUUCUUCUUUCUUUCUUUCUUUUUUCUUUCUUUUUUCUUUUUCACAUUAUCUCUUUUUCCUCCUUCUUCACCUACUCUUUUUUCCUUUUUCUCUUCUCUCUCUUUACUUCUCAAGCUUAUUUCUUCUUUCUUUCUUUUUUUUUUCUUUUUUUUUUUUUCACAUUAUCUCUUUUUCUCCUUCUUCACCCUCUUUUUUCCUUUUCUCUUCUCUCUUUUACUUCUCAAGCUUAUUUCUUCUUUCUUUCUUUCUUUUUCUUUCUUUUUUCUUUUUCACAUUAUCUCUUUUUCCUCCUUCUUCACCCACUCUUUUUUCCUUUUUCUCUUCUCUCUCUUUACUUCUCAAGCUUAUUUCUUCUUUCUUUCUUUCUUUUUUCUUUUUCACAUUAUCUCUUUUUCUUCCUUCUUCACCCACUCUUUUUCCUUUUUCUCUUCUCUCUCUUUACUUCUCAAGCUUAUUUCUUUCUUUCUUUCUUUCUUUCUUUCUUUCUUUCUUUCUUUCUUUCUUUUUUCUUUUUCACAUUAUCUCUUUUUCUUCCUUCUUCACCCACUCUUUUUCCUUUUUCUCUUCUCUCUCUUUACUUCUCAAGCUUAUUUCUUCUUUCUUUCUUUCUUUUUUCUUUUUCACAUUAUCUCUUUUUCCUCCUACUUCUUCAAUUCUUUUUCUUUUGUUCUUUUACUUCUCAAACUUCUUCCUUCCUUCCUCCUUUCUUUAUUUCUUUCUUUAUUAAUUGUUCACUUUCUUCCCUUGUUUCAUCAACUGUUUUCCUUUGUUUUUUUUUUCUCUUCUCUCUCUCUUUACUUUUCAAACUUUUUCUUUCUUUCUUCCUUCCUCUCUUUCUUUGUCUUUUUCUUUUUUUACCCAUUACUUGAAUCUUGGACUUCUUCUCAGGGAAGAACUAUGCCUUGA